This is a messenger RNA of Dictyostelium purpureum, 1635 nucleotides long. RefSeq lists its product as uncharacterized. Lineage: Eukaryota; Evosea; Eumycetozoa; Dictyosteliales; Dictyosteliaceae. The record is from RefSeq and is a predicted model, not a curated record. The coding region runs from base 1 to 1635 and encodes 544 amino acids. The transcript has a single exon.
AUGAGAAAAAACCUUCAAAAUUUUGUAAUAAAAAUAAUAAUAAUAAUUCUCAUCAAUUCAACAACAAUAAAUUCAUAUGAUAUAGUGUUUGAUAUUUUUUUAAAUGGUAUUUCCCAAAAUCUAAAUUUAAAUAACACAAAAAGCAACUCAUUUCAAGAAGCAUUUUUUAAAAUAUCAAAUAAUAUUAUUGAUCAAAACACAAGUAAAAUAGAAAUAAAUUUAUAUAUAGUUAAAAGCGACAGCGACCAAGAUAAUUUAGUUAUAAAUGAAGAAUAUCAUUUAGGUGAAAUUGAUCCUUCUAUAUUUUCAAUUUAUUUAACUGUUGUUCCCAACUAUGAUUUAGAAAAGGUUUAUUCACCUUCAAAAGUAGUUAUAGAUGGAUCAAAUGCCAAAGAACCCUUUUUUAUAGUUAACAGUCCGAUAUUUAAUAGAUUCACAACUGACAGAAUUAUAUUUAAAAACUGGGACACCAAUUUAUUUUCAAUUAGCAACAGCUCCACUUUAACGAGUCUAUUAGAAUUCUCAUAUUGUACUUUUAAAUCAAAUUUAAAUAUCUCAAAUAAUAUAGGAGAUAAACUUACCUUCAGUAAUUGUAUUUUUAGUAAUAAUAGUUUUAUAAACAUACACUUUAAUAAUAUAUAUUUUUUUAAUAGUCAUUUUUCAAAUAAUAAUUAUAGUAAUGAUAGUAAUAAUAAUAAUAAUAAUAACUUUAUUUUUAUUGGUAACUUUAUUCAAUUACAAAACAUAUUUUUUUAUAAUAAUAAUGGGCCAUUAAUCACCUUAAAUUCAAAAGAAAUCAACAUUAUAUCAUGUUCAGUUUAUAACAAUACUUUUUCAAAACCAUUUCUAGAAAUUAAAAACAACACGAUAAUUCAAUUCACACAAAAUAGUUUUUAUAAUAAUUCUUUUAUAAAUAAUAGUGGUUAUAGUUUAAUAAAUAAAAAAAUCAAUAACGAAAAUACAUCAACACCAAUAUCAAAAAUAUCAAUAGAGGAAUUAAAAUUUUAUAAUAACUCAAUAAACAACUAUAACACCAUUUUAGAUACAUUAUUAAAUAUUGAAAAUAGUGAAAUUAAUAUUCAAAAGAGUAUAAUAAAUAUAAACAAAUCACAAAUAGAUAUAGAUAUGUUUAUAAAUAUAAUAAACACCAACCACUCAACCAUUAAUAUAACAAAAAGUAUCUUACCAUCAAAAAGUUAUUUAGUAAAAGGUUAUAACAACACUAUUUCCUCCAGUAAUAGUACCAACAACACACUUGCCGAUCAUUUUUGUAAUAUAAUAAAUCAAAUAACCUACGAAUGUUUAUAUAUACCUCCAGAUAAUAGUAAUAGUAAUAGCACAGAAAAUAUUUAUAAAAAAAAAAAUAAAGUUGUACAAGUAGUUUCAGUUGUAGUCCCAAUAAAUGUUAGUUUAAUAAUAGCAGUUAUAUUAUUAAUAGUUUUAGUAUUUUACAAUAAAAAGAAAAAAGCUCAGGAAAUAAAGAAAAAUUAUAUUUUAAAUUCAGAUAAAUAUUUAAAUUCAAUUGUUAUAGAAAAUGUUGGUACUAUAGAAUCUAUAAAUUUCAACCAGGCUUUUGAUCAAAAUUUUGAUAAUCCAGAAGGAAUCGAAUUGGAAAAUAUUGCUUCAGUAGAUUAA